ACAAGGUCUUAACUAAAAUACAACACAAAGGACAAGGUCUUUGUGUUUAAAGAUGUAACGAUCGAUGCACCAUUAAAUCAGAAUCUCUCAAAGAAAAUGACUACGUUUCUUCUGGAGCCUCUCAUCUUCUUACAAGACUUCCUCUCCCUACUGAUGCAUGACGACAAGUUCCAUGGUGAGAGUUAUGAAGAUGCAGCUCCUGAUAAGCUUGAAGCAUCCAUUAACCAUGUGAGGAUAAGCAUCGGUACGAGCUGGACACGUCAGUUGCGGAGUUUACUCCUAGUUCCCAUAUUCAAGUCUUUGGUGGCUCUUUGUUUGAUAAUAUCCCUCUUAGUUUUUGUUGAGGGUGUUUACAUGAACCUUGUAGUACUCUAUGUUAAGUUGUUUAAGCGAAAACCCGAAAAAAUCUACAAAUGGGAGCCCAUGCCGGAGGACAUCGAGCUCGGACAUGAAUCCUACCCUAUGGUCCUUGUCCAAAUUCCAAUGUACAAUGAGAAAGAGGUCCUUCAAUUAUCUAUAAGUGCUGCAUGUAGACUAAUAUGGCCGAUGGACCGCCUGAUUAUUCAAGUUUUAGAUGAUUCCACUGAUCAAACCAUCAAGGAGCUGAUGAACACAGAGUGUGCAAAAUGGGAAAGCAGAGGCGUUAAUAUAAAGUGUGAGAGGAGAGACAACAGAAAUGGCUACAAAGCCGGAGCUCUUAAACAAGGCAUGAAGCAUAACUACGUGAAGCUAUGCAACUAUGUUGUUAUCUUCGACGCAGACUUCCAACCGGAGCCUGAUUACCUCCAACGCUCUGUCCCCUUUCUCGUUCACAACCCCGAGGUCGCUCUAGUUCAAGCCCGAUGGAGAUUCAUGAACGCAAACAAGUGCUUGAUGACGAGGAUACAAGAGAUGUCCCUCAACUACCACUUCAUGGCAGAGCAAGAAUCUGGAUCCACUAGACAUGCCUUCUUUAGCUUCAAUGGAACUGCGGGUGUAUGGAGAAUGGCAGCCAUGGAAGAAGCUGGAGGAUGGCAUGACCGGACCACUGUCGAGGACAUGGACUUGGCCGUUCGUGCUGGUCUUCUUGGUUGGAAAUUUGUCUUCCUCAGUGACCUCACGGUGAAAAGCGAGCUACCAAGCAAAUUUAAGGCCUUUAGAUUCCAGCAACAUCGAUGGUCUUGUGGUCCAGCUAAUCUCUUCAGGAAAAUGAUUAUGGAGAUUAUUCGCAAUAAGAGAGUGACGAUUUGGAAGAAGUUGUAUAUGAUGUAUAGCUUCUUUUUCUUACGGAAGAUCAUAGUCCACUGCUUCACUUUUUUCUUCUACUGCGUUAUUCUUCCUACAAGUGUCUUCUUCCCCGAAGUCAACAUUCCAGCUUGGUCAACCUUCUACAUUCCCUCUAUGAUCACUCUCUGCAUCGUCAUUGCCACACCAAGAUCAUUCUACCUCGUGAUAUUUUGGAUCUUGUUUGAAAACGUAAUGUCUAUGCACCGAACAAAGGGAACUUUCAUUGGCAUACUCGAAAGAGGAAGAGUGAACGAAUGGAUUGUAACUGAGAAAUUAGGAGAUGCUCUUAAGACUAAGCUACUUCCUCGGACUGGUAAACCUAGUAACGGGUUUUUUGAAAGAGUAAAUACCAAGGAGAUAAUGGUGGGAACAUACAUAUUGUGUUGUGCUUGCUAUGGACUUGCCUUUGGGAACACAUUCUUAUAUCUCUAUCUUUUCAUGCAAGCGGUUGCUUUUCUCGUUUCCGGAGUUGGCUUUGUCGGAACUUAAAAACUCGGAUCACAUUUAUAGAUCAAUGUUUGUUCCUAAUCAAUUUAUUCAAUACAUGAUUUAUUACCCAUUCUCAAACUAAUCGUGUUAAUUAGUCUGAUAUAUAUAUAUAUCUAGAUAUUUUU
Molecule: messenger RNA, 1880 nt
Organism: Capsella rubella
Lineage: Eukaryota; Viridiplantae; Streptophyta; Magnoliopsida; Brassicales; Brassicaceae
Product: probable mannan synthase 10
Exons: 10
Coding region: 97-1755 (552 amino acids)
Cellular component (GO): Golgi apparatus
Molecular function (GO): mannan synthase activity
Source: RefSeq, a predicted model, not a curated record